ACCUUGAAAUGGUUAGCGAUUUAACCUAAGCGGAUGGACGUCCGAGAUGUUUUGUCGUUUGCGUCACCAAGCCCUCAGUUAAAGCGGUCUUUGAAACCUCCUCCUCCACCAUCUCUUCAACUUGAAGCAGAUGCAAAACGGCCUAAGGUCAGCGCUGAUCACAUAUCCGCGUUUUCUGACACUUCAUCCGAUGUUGGUGAUCUCGAAGAUUUUUCACGUCCUUUCAAUGCACCGGAUUCGUGGGAUUCGGAAACAAACAAUGGGCCUACUACUGUUGGAGCAAAUGAAGUGACUGAGACUACUGUCCGUCGACUUACCGUUCUUCUUGAAAAACGUGCCCUAAGCAACCAGGAAGCUCGAACUAAGUUCCCUGACCAACCUAAGCGUUUUAUGCAAUCAGAAUUGGAACUACAAGAAACACUAGAGGAGAUGCAAGUGCUUGCAGCCAAUCCAGAAUUAUACCCAAUCUUAGCAGAACAAACACGUCCCAUAUCACUAUUAUUAGGUUUAUUGGCUCAUGAAAAUACAGAUAUUAGUUUAUCUGUUAUUGAUUUGUUGCAUGAAUUACUUGAAUCUAGUUGUUUACAAGAAGCUGGAUUAGACAAAGUUAAUCAAUUUUUAGAAGUUUUGUUUUCUGGACAAUUGAUACAAUCACUUAUACAGAAUAUUUCACGUUUAGAUGAGACGAAGAAAGAUGAAGCUGACGGUGUGCAUAAAACACUUGGAAUUGUUGAAAGUUUACUAGAAAUUCGUCCAGAUAUGAAUGUGACAAUGGCAAAUCAAGGUUUAUUUGCAUGGCUUUUACGACGUUUACAAAAACGUCCAGUAUUUGACAAAAAUAAAUUAUACGUUAGUGAGCUAUUAUCAAUCUUAUUACAAAUGGAUGAAGCUAAUCGUCGUCAAUUAGGUGAAGUAGACGGUAUUGAUAUAUUGUUGCAACAAUUAUCUGUUUAUAAACGACAUGAUCCUGGAAGUCAAGAAGAAAUUGAAUUAAUGCUUAAUUUAUUCGAUUGUCUUUGUAGUUCACUAAUGUUGCCUGAGAAUAAAGAUAGAUUUUUAAAAGGUGAAGGUAUACAGCUAAUGAAUUUAAUGCUUCGUGAAAAACACAUGUCUCGCGACAGUGCUCUACGUGUUCUUGAUUAUACUUUAUGUCCAGUUUCACAAUUAAUGGAUCAAAAUACCAAUGAAUUACAAUCACAUCAAAAGUCUACUAUCAAUACGGUGGACCCUGAAGCUGUAGUUAUAGCUAACUGUUCGAAGUUCAUUGAAAUUUUAGGUUUACGAACUAUUUUCCCAUUAUUUAUGCAUUGUCCACGUGAACAUGCACUUCGAUCAACUUCGUCUGGAUCAAAAACCAAGGUGAAAGUUAUUAGUGGUCCUACUGCAGCUGAAAUGGAAGAACAUGUAAUUAAUAUUAUUUCCGCUUUGCUACGUCAUUCACCUCCGGAAACUUUCAAAUCCCGCGUUUUGGCUAAAUUUGUUGAGAAUGAUCAUGAAAAAGUGGAUCGACUAAUUGAAUUACAUUUGAAAUACUUAGAUAUUGUUAAAGCAACCAAUAGUAAAGUUGAAGCAAUGCGAAGGAACGAGAAAAAGUGGAUCGGUUAUACUCGGGAAGAAGUGGAAACAGAAUUAAUGCUCAAACGUCUAGAAGGUGGACUAUUGCCACUACAAGUUUUGGAUGUUAUAAUUCUCGAUGUUUGUGUUAACGGUGCACCAACGAUUUUGGAACGUGUACUUCAUCUAUUGAAAAUGCGAUCCAUUUCAAUAAACUCCGUACUUGAUACAGUCCAAGCAUAUGUGAGUAAUUUAGGCGAAGAACCAACUACGGGCACAUCAUUAUCUGAGAAAACUCGGGUUAUGAAUCUCUUAAAGAAAUUUAAAGAACUGUUAACAAGUUAACAUUGACGUUGACGUUUUAUAUUUCAUAAUUUAAUUUCAUUAAAAAAAUAUACAUAUGAUAUCAUAAUUAUAUAAUGAAAUUUUACAUUCAUUAGUCAUUGAUUAUUGGUAUUAGUAGUAGUAAUAACCAAUGUUAUAAUUAUGUAAUCAUGAUAAUGGUGAUCGAAUUUUAUCGAUCAAAUUAGAAUAAAACCACUAAUCUGAGUAACUCAACAUCAUGAGAACUAUUAGUUUAAUGUUAAGUAGUUGAGGCAGUGCCCCCAAAUGCCCUGGUACGGCCGAGAAUGGAGAGAGUCCGCUUCCCCUCUUGAAAUACUUUCACAUGGCCACGCGUAUAUAGCCUCUGCCAGGGAAGUCCUACUCACUACCCUCUCGUGGCGGGGGUGUUGUUUACGAAAUUGAGAGGACGAAAAGCAAAUGUUCGGCGCUUUAACCGGGUUGGUGAACAUGGAGUGGGAAAACCCUUAUUCCAAACCAAUGGUGCACACGGGCUUCAGUAUCCUGAAGGAACAAAUGGCGUAUGAACCAAUCGUUGGUCACCGGCUACCAUGGGACUGCAUCUCCUUACGAUGCUCCACUGCCUUGCGGAUCAGACCUUCAGGUCGAACGCUCCGGGGUGGCCCUCUAAGAAGACCACCUGCUUCGGUUUAGGCACCCGGUCAGUAUCAUAGCUUUCACACAUAUCAAAUGAGAUGUGUGUGGCGCAUAUGUAUUUGGUACCUCCUUGUACCAGUAUCUAUGUGUUAAAAUAAAUAAAGUUGAGGUAGUUGUCAGGAAAAAUUUCAAAUCCGGGUUUCGUGCCUGUUUACACAUUUUAACAAGGUGUACGUGUAAUAUUCAAGGAUUUGAUGGGAUUCAAAUCAGCGUCACUCAGUUUCGUAGUUUAAGAUAUUAUCGCUGAUCUAUUUAGCUAUCAGAAUAUUUACACAUAUUGAUGUCUGAAGAAUAACCAAUGUCAUGCUUGUCUAAUUACUUUAUUUUCUAAUCAGAUUCUAUUGACCAAGUUGAAAUAUAUGAUUACUAGACUAAAUAUCUUGCUUCUUGUACAUCAAUUGUUAAAAUUUGAUGGUUAAAAGUAAUUGUAGAAUUUUCUUUUAGAACAAAAACUUCAUUCUCACAUAUCAAUCUUUUCAAAAGCAGACGAUCUCAACUAUUGAAGUUUCACUACUUUAUCAAUUAAUUUGCCAUCCUUACCUAGUACCCGUUUCCUAACAACUGAGUUACUUACUCCAUGGUCCCAGGAUAUACGAGCAAUGCUUCAAAGACACUUAUGAUCAAAUACUAGUAACCUACGAAUAUCCUUUACUCCUACCGGCCAUGCCUCACAGCCAUAAAGUAGGACAGAACGAACUGCUGCGCAGUAAACCCGUCCCUUGGUUGGUAGAUGGAUGUCUCGCCUACGCCAUAAAUGACAAUCUGAUCUUCAUGAAUGUGUAUGAGUUGUAAAUAGAUAGUUCUAUACAUCAAUAUUGUAGUUGUAUGUAUAUUGUUCUAAUGAAGUGAUAAUAAAGUUAAGUUAUUCAUUCUUAUCAAUGUUGUAUAGUAACAAGAACUCUUUUCUGUGUAAGUGUAUUAGUUUAUAAAAUGUAAAAGGUAAAUGAUUAUGCAUAUUAUACAUACUUCUUUGUUGUUAUGAUUGAUAAAUUGUAAUGAUUAAAAUAACGGUUGCUAUCCAUUUGAAAGAUAGUAUAUUUGUUAUGGCUUGGGUUCGAACUCUGGUUUAUCUGUUUCAGUUUACGGGUACUGGUUAAAAUGUAAUUCGAAUCUAAAUACAUACUUAGUGUAUGAGUUAGUUAAAGAAUUAUUUAUUGACUGGCUUCAAGAGGUAUUUCCUCUAGUUCUAGUGAGAAGCAGUGAUCAAUAGAGUUCAAUCAGGUCUGUUGUGAGAUAGUAAUUCACGGAAGAAAAUAGUAGAUGUGUGUUAUAACUUUUGACCGCCGAUUAGAGGGUAGUGACUUAUCGAUCGGACCAAGGACGUGUAAAACACGUGCGGGCAGCCUAGAGUCCUAAUUGGUCCUGCUUUCCUCCUAGUCCAGCCAGUUAAGUCCAGAACACCAGUCGCAGCCUCUGCAAUAUGAAUCAUUAUAUUUCAAACAUACUGAGUUUGUAUAUCAAUCAAACAGGCCACAACGUAGCAUAAAUGGAGAAUAACAUUUGUACCAAGUUUGGCCAAAUGUGGCUGUGAAUGUGGGAGGCAGUAACUAAUUGACAGGGCAUAAUUCAAGAAUGGUAAAACGUAUAAUAAUGGUUUAAUAGGUCAAAAUAAAGUUUAUAAUAAGAGGAAUAUGAAUAUGAAUAGUUUAGUUAUUUCACAAUUAUACGAUAAAAAUAUACGUUUAGUAUUGGUCCAUAGAAGGAUCCCAAAGUUACCAUUCAUUAUGUUUAUCGGGACCUAACAAUGUGUCGCUCAAUUUCAUGGAUUGGUUGAAGUUAGACAUUAACACCGUUAGAUGCCGGCCAGUUCAGUAGUCUACAGAUUAAGCCUUCGUCGCGUGAGAUCGAUAAGUCCUGGAUUCGAAUCUCGCGAGGUGGAAUCGUGAACGCGAACUACUGAGGUGUUUCAUAAUAGGAUGUACCAGCCGUUCAGUGUUGCCAGGUUUUCCAUGGUGGUCUAGCUUCAAUUGAUUUAUGAUCUUAACUAUUAAAAUUUAUUAAAAGUCAAGAAUUAUAACAUAGUCUCAUGUUAAUUUUAUAGAGGUCGCUGUUUAGUUCCAAGUAUCGAACGUGUCUCAUUGAUUACCAUCAAGUUUUGAAGAAAACACAAAACCAUAUUGUUGGUGUUUUCUGAUUUUAGUCAGUUCACAAUGAAAAGGCAUUAUCAUCAUUCCUCUAUUAAAUAAAGGGAGCCUAAUCAGAUGUUUGUAUUAACAAACCAGAUCCCAGUGGAGGAAGAAAUUAGGAAGAAGUGCUAGAAGUGGAUAGGACACACAUUGAGGAAAGCAUCCAACUGCAUCACAAGACAAGCCCUCACAUGGAAUUCUCAGGGCCAAAGGAAAUGAGGAAGACCAAAGAACACAUUACGCCGGGAAAUGGAGAUAGACAUGAGAAAAAUGAACAAGAAUUGGAUGGAAGUAGAAAAGAAGGCCCAGGACAGUGUGAAUGGGUUGGAGAAUGCUGGUCGGCGGUCUAUGCUCCAUUAGGAGUAACAGCCGUGAGUAAGUAAGUAAUCAGAUGUUUGUAUUAACUGCUGUAAUACUACUGUCAACCUUCCUAUUUUACAUUUGAUUGAACUGAAGAGUUAUGAAUUAUAACUGUAUAAUGUAUAAUUAAAUGAAAACAUCACAGUUGUUGGGAUAUUUGUAAAAAGCUAUCAGAUAUAUUUAUCACAGAGGACUAUCUUGAAAGGAAAGUGAUAUUUUCUAUGCAUCACCAUUUACUAAGCUGUUCUAAAGAUGAUCAAGUGUCUUUAGAACUCUCAUUUGAACAUAUAAAUGAUGUAAUCUUCUUUAUUGAAAUGAAGUGUAAAAGAUCAGUUGUGCUGUUAACUUCAACCUCGAUGGUUUACUGGUGAAGUUUUCCUUGUGAUUUUGAGCAAAAUCAUUAGCGCUUAACACACGAAGGGUUGAUAUGUUUACUUAUUCCACAAGUGAUAAGAAAACUUGUUCCGAUAACUUUGUUUAAAAAUAGUCAUCUUUGGAGGUAUUAUCAGCUUCAUUUCUUUUUGUAUUUCUGUUGACUGUCUUGUUUGGCUGGCCUCUUCCUUCAUGAUUGUUUUACAUUUACCAUAUAGAUCGGUAACUAGGCUCCAUAUCGAUAUACUUAUUGAUUGCAGCUUAAAUUUGAAUUCCAAACUUCCAGAAAUUCCCAUGUUUGUCUCCAUACGUUGAUAUUAGUGAUAAAAUAGUGUCGUUUUAUUGUUAGUUUGUGUUUAUGUCUUUAUAGAUUGAAGAUAAGUAUCUUAAUCAUUGACGAUAUCUAGAACGACAAUAAAACCUUCAUAAUAAAACUAUCGAGCUUAGAAAAGAAAACAACACAACCAAAAGCAUCCACUUAGGCUACAAAUAUUCACCAUCAUUUGAAGAAGUGAUAAGUAUUUUGUAAACAUAUGAUUCAUUGGGAAAGAAGUUAAUGUUAAUGUUCGGGACUUUAGAUUCCCAGAACUCACUUGAAAAAGGUCUUAAUUUUAUAAUUUUAUUUUGAAAAUUUGAAGUUCUUUGUUUUCGCGCCAAAAGCGCUCUUUUCACCUCAAUGUCGUAUUUCCCAUUUGGGAGAAUCCUAAACACUAUUGGUCCGUUGUAUCUUUUAGUAUGUUACUUUGUAACGCUUCCUGUAUAUAUACGUUUUGAUUUGUGAAUGUUGUUAUCGCUUGUGCUUUUGGCUUUUUGCGGAUUAUACUUCUCCUUUCGGACUUCGACUUCUUUCUCUAGUUAGCGGGGCUGGAUCGCAAUAGAAUACCUAGUUAUUAGUCUUGGGUCACAAGUCUUUGUUCCGCCCGCAAUUUAAGUGAACUCGUAACCGCUUCAAACCUAGCAGUUAAAUAGAACUGAAUGAAUUUAAAAUUUUUAUAAAAAAUGUACUGUGUUUUUUCCUGCUGUAUACAACUGCAUUCAAUAUAAUAGGUAUGAUGUAUGCGUACUAAUUUAAUGUCAAGGUUUGGUAAUAAGGUGGCCUACUUGAAUAUCUAGGCCACUUUUUCCUGCCAUCUAGAUAUUUCGACAUAUCACAUUACUUUUGUUUGUUUUAACAUAUCAAUAUUUUUAUUAGUCGCCAGGGAGCACCAGUUCCCUCAUGGUUACAGGUACACCUUGCUGACGAGUGCCAAGUAGCACGAAACACGGGUCCAGGGUUUCCUGUUGACUACCUCCAACCACCAUCUAGUCGCAUAACUUAUUGAGUCGCGUUUAAGUAAAGUUUACGACCUUUCUCUGUAAAACUUACAAAAAAGUACAAUCAGAGAUAUUUUGAUGGCUGGCUGACAAUAUACAUCGAAAAGAAUGUACAUUAUUCAGAUAUCUAUUUCUUAACUGUUAACAUCUAACUGGUGAUCAUUCAAUAUUUAUCGUCAAAAUUGAUCAAGAAAUAAGAAAUAGAAACUUGUUGAUAUACUUUGUGCUGAAAAUUCUAACUUGUAUCGUUGGAUGUCCGCUAGCUCAAUGUUUUAGAGGUUAAGCGUUCGCGUGUGAGAUCGAUAGGUCCUGGGUUCCAAAUCCCUCGAGCGAGAUCGUAGAUACGCGCUGCUGAGGGGUCCCAUAAUAAGAUGAAAUGGCCAUCCAAUGCUUCCAAGUUUUCAAAUGGUGAUCUAACACCAAUCGGUUCAUAAUCUCAAUCAAAAAUAUAAUAUUUAAUAAAGCUCACUAAUGACUAACUUUGUGAUAGAAUUCUCAGAGUUCUCGUAAGAAGCUAUGACCAGUGGAGUUAAUCCGUGUCGGGUAGAAACAAGUAUCUACAAUGGAAGAUGGUCGCGCAAUUUUAUUGAUCAGCUGAAGUUCGACAUGAACACUAUUAGAUGCCGGCUAGUUCAAUAUUCUCGAGGUUAAGUGUUCGCGCAUCUGAGAUCAAUAAGUUCUAGGUCCGAAUUUCGCGAUGCGAGAUCGUAGAUGCUCACUGCUGCUAAGAAGUCCCACAAUAGGAUAAAAACGGUCAUCCAAUACUUCCAGGUUCACUUAGACUGCGAACGGAACAAAGACUUGUGACCCAAGACCAAUAAUAAACUAUUCUAUUGCGAUCCAGCCCCGCUAACUAGAGAGAGAAGUUGAAGUCCGAACGGAGAAGUAUAAUCCGCAAAAAGCCAAAAGUACAAGCGAUAACAACAGACACAAAUCAAAACGCAUAUAUACAGCACAAAACCGUCCUUGGGAAGCGUUACAAAGUAACAUAGUAUAAGAUACAACGGACCAAUAGCGUUUAAGAUCCUCCCAAAUGGGAAAUACCACAUGAAGGUGAAAAGAGCGCUUCAUUAUUAUUAUUAUUCCUUCUCUAAUUCAUUCAACUUUAACAUGUUCAUUAUGACUAUUAUAUACAUGAUAUAUAAGAUUACAUAAUAUCCAAUUACAUAAUUUAUAAGUGAUAUAUAAUCCACUAAUGAUGAAUAUCCCAUAAAUGAAUCCAAUUAUUAUUAUUAUUGAAUCAUUAUGUAAUUGUAAUAAUAAUAAUGAAAUCAAUUGAUGAUACCACUGGAUAAAGUAUAAUCUGAUUUCAUCUUUAAAUAAAUAUAAAUGUAAUAAUAGAAUACAACUAAAUGUAAAUAAUCCAAAUUGUUUAGUUGAAUAAUGCAUUUGUUCUUUUUUAUACUCAAAAAUUUACUCAAAUAUAUAUAUAUAUAUAUAUAUAUAUAUAUAUAUGAAUGAAAUAUUUUUGUAUUUUUACAAACCAGUCCCUUUUUUUGUGCAUUUUUUUGUGUGUUUUGGUGUUGGUAUUUUGUUUUAUUAUUACAGUUUCAUCAAUCAAUAAUGUGAGUGAGUGGGUGGGUAGGUGAUUGGUUGGUUGGUUGAUUUAAUUAAUGAACCAAUAGAAUCUACAUGCUGUUUUUAUAAAGUUGAUUUUGAUUGGCUAAUUUUUUCAGCCAAUCAAUGGUUUAGUUGGUAAGUGUAAUCAUAUAUAAAUCACAAGGUUAAGUGCAAUGAUAAGAGUUCUUGUUAAGGUAAUUUGUUGUUGUUACUAUUUGUGGGUCAACGUUAUUAUGAUGUUAGUUUGGGUGUAAAGAUCUGGAAUUAGGAAUGUGUUGGUUAGAGUAGUUUCACUUUACAAUUCAUUGAUCACUGGGUGGUGAUCAAUGCCAUGUGUGUCAAGUCCUUAUUUAGUGCAGAUCAAAUGCUAUCGAUCAUGUUGCAAUGUGGCCACCAGUCUAAGUGACUCGACACUGCGUGCACUAUAUAUUGACAUUAGAUGGUGGUUGGAGGUGGUCGACAGGAAACUUGGACCCGGGUUUCGUGCUACUUGCCACUCGUCAGCAAGGUGUACUUGUAAUCUUAAGGGAACUGGUGCUCUCUGGCGGAUUCGAUCCCGUGUCACCCAGCUUCACAGUCAGAGAUGUUACUACUGAGCUAUCCGAGCCGCGACUGACCUCCUGUAGGACUGAGAUGUAAUCACAAUUGAUUGAUCACUGUGUUGUGAUCAAUGUCAUGCGUGUCAAGUCCUUAUUUUAUCUUGUGAAACCUGUUUAAUAGCCUGAGAUUUGACUCUAGUUAUAUUAUUGUAUGAUUGAUUGUUAUUGAAAUAUACAUAUUAUCAAUCCUCAUAUAUAUUUAUCAACUUAAAUCACAUUAGUGAAUGACGGGAUUAAAUACGAGAAUGGAUGUUCGAAUACGUAUAUUUUGUACAUUGGUUGAUUGGAUCCGACAAGUAGGGAAUCGUAGCGAAUGAAGCGAAAUGAAAGAACGAGCAGUGGAGUCAAGUGUUAAUCUAUAUUUAUAGCCAUACAAAAAUAAGCUACAGACAUGUGAUGAGUAGGUUAAGAUCUACACAUAUACCCCCUUUUAAAAGAAGUCAAGGUUGAUAAGUGAAUAAUUAACAAGGUCAAAACGUGACUCAAGAAGAAUGGAUAAGUUGGCCUGUUUAGAAGCUAAAAUAAGUUUUGUUUGUCUGAUCAUCGUUGUUUCUAAAUUAUUUCUGAAGUUUGAGGUCCAGUUAUGAUUAUUUAGGCUCAAUAAAUCUAAUCCAACUCAUUUCACCAUCUUAAAACAUCGACUUUGGUGGCUUGGGAGCAUUUUAGAGAAAUUCGUCCCGACACCCUCCACAUUAAGGCCUCUUCGCUGUGCUUAGGUGGUCGACGGAGAUCGGAAUAAUUACCCACUCCAUUGUAUCUGUGAUUAACUCGGGGCUCAAUUAACCCCACCGGUCUUAUUGAUAUAUAUACUUAUAUAUAAGAAUUGCAGUAGUCCACGGACUUGUAUGGUUCAUAUAUGUAGGUAUAUGCAAAGGCUGUGUGUGUGGUGUUGUACAAAGAAAACUUAAGCUGGAAUACUGUCUGCCCGAUGUCAAAUAAAAUCAGCGGCCUAACCUAUCAGGUCGAUGAUAUAAUAAAAGUAUAUGAUAGUAAAUAUUAGGGAGAAGCGACCAACAACCUCCCCUGAGAGAAUGAUUAUGUGUAUGUCAUGAAGUACUGAAGCAAUAAAUAUGGGUUGAAUGAUAUGCAUGUAAUGUGUAAGAUGCAUUCUGUUGUGGCAAAUAUGUUUCGAAGAGAGUGGUGAACGAUUUACAUUCCCAAGGGGGUGGGUUUACCUAUAUGUAUAAUAUGGGAUGCAUGAGGUAGAUCUAUGUGUUACCGGUACGCAUGUAACAUAUAUUUGCUCACAAGUUAGGUAUAUCUGUAUGUAUACCAAGAAAAACUCGAAUGAAAGUCCGUGCGUUAACUAGUUUGCAUGUAGACUGUGGCAAGGAAAUAUUUAAAAAAUUCUACACUUACUCUUGUUGAUACAAUAUCUAUACGCAUGCAAAGACCUUCGGGACCGCAGUUCCCAGCGAAAUCAUAUUCAAGCGGUGGGUUUGUCAGCCUUGAAAACAUGGAGUCCAUUCCAGAAGGGUCUACUUAGGCCUCCCCGGUAAAAUUUUUACCAAUCAAUCUGGGUAGAACAUCACAACUAUCUUCCACACUAUGCUUUUCCAUCAGAGCACGGGGGGUGUAAAAAACGAAUAGAGAGGCUUGAUUCUAAUGUGGCACUGUGGUAUCGAUGAAAGCCGAAUUUGUUUAGGAUUUGUCGGUCCAUUAUUUAAGUUAUGUGUUUUUCUCCUACCAUCAGCUGUUUCUCACCUGCUUUUGUAAUUUACAUACAAACUACUAAAUAACAGUCAGUAGUUCGAAUUGCAAUUCACGACUUGUACUGACCCAACAAGCCGAUUUCCUAAUUUGUUUAUGCCUUUAUUAUUUAAUAAAUUAUUGAUUACUGUAUGGGUUUGUCAGGUGAUUCACGUGCUCCUGACUUGAUUUGUGUUGACGAUUGAUAGAUCAGUCUUCGGAUGAGUAUCUACAAUAGAGACAGAGUCGAUCGUGUAUGCAAUAAAAUCGUUCAGUGUACCUCCUUGGCAAACUAAUGUCCCGUUGGUGCUCAAGAGGAAUUGAACGUUCUUUUGUUGAAGAAAUUGGCGAACCGGUUUCACCUAAUGUCUUGGAAUUAUCAGUGUGAUGAAUGUAGAUCUAGAUCGACUGAAUUGAAUGAGAACACUAAAAGUGGAUGAAUGUGGAUCGUGACCGAUUUUUCGUCAUGUGAUUGACUAGUGGCCAUGAUAAUCAUACAGAUCUCAACGACGUACUGUUUACCUAACAACAUGACUUAGUUAAGCGAUUAAUGACUUCGUAGAGUGAUGCCACAUUUUGUAUGAUAACUGUACAUUAUCAAAAAACCUGAUUAUUAGAACUCUGUCUCAUUGAGUUAAUGGUAAAAUGUUGAUUGUAUGACUUCAAAUUUACCCAAAGCUGAACAUUAUUAUGAAAUAUACUGAACCAGAAAAAUAAGCAGUUACACAUUUAUCAGCGAUACUUAAUAGUUCUAAACUCUACCAUUACUGUCAAACUAGACAUGAUCAAGAGAAUUCCUUAUUUUUUUGGUUGAGAUCAUGGACCGACUAAUGUUAGACCACCGUUGGAAACUUGAAAGCACUGGACGGCCGUUUCGUCCUACCGUGGGACUCCUCAGCAGCACGCAUCCACGAUCCCGCUCGCGAGAUUCGAACCCAGGGCCUUCGGUCUCGCACGCGAACGCUUAACCUACUGGACCACUGAGCCGGCAUCCAGUGGUGAUAGUGUCUAAGAUCAACCAAUCCACGAAAUUGAGCGACCAACUUCCAUGUCUCUACCCGACAUGCAUUAGCUCCACUGGUCACAGCUUCCAUUGUCUUGCACAGGAAAUUCGGUAAGUAAUGUAAUUUAUCUUAAUUUAUAUGCAAAACCCCUUCAUGUAUACAGUGUGAACAUUUGUUAGAACUGGUGAAAAUAAUAUCAUGUAGAGUAUAUCCCGUGACUGUUGACCAAGAUCACAUGAUAGAUCAUCAAUCCGAAGCCUGAUUCGAAUUUGGUCUAUUUUUCGUCCAUUAUUUACUGUAUAACUUAGCGUCUCUGACAUGGCAACCAGUACAAUUAACCUUGAGUUAACAGAUAAGUUAAUAUUGGUUCAUGAUUCGCCAGCUUCUCACCUGAGUCUAAAAGUCUGCAACCAACCUCUAGAAUAUUUAUAAUCCAGAAAAAAAAUAGUGUCGGCUGCUAUGUUAAGCCUACAAAGGUUAUUCCAGAUUCUGAACAGAUCAAUCUAUUCCUUCUGCUCAAAUCACAUUUUUACUCUGUCACUUAUUCGCUUAUUAACCUUUGAUUGUUUUUAUGUAAGUGUAUGUGUGCAUUUCUUAUUUUACCCAUCACAUGUUUGUAACUUAUUUUUGUUCGACUGUAAAUAUCAAUUCAUGCUUGGCUAUAUUGAGUUGGCUCACACGACUUCUUUACUGCGCGUCAUUUCGAUUCGCUCUCUUCUCUUCGUUCAUUCGAUUGUUUGUCCAGAUCAGUGAGUGUAAAAAAUAUACGUAUUCAAACAUCUAUUCUCGUAUUUGACUUGUUUAAUUCCAUUGUUCACUAAUGCGAGGAUUGAUGAUAUGUAUAUUUCAAUAACAAUCAUUCAUACGAUAUAACUGGAGUCAGAUUUAGUGCCGUUAAAGUGGUGUGCUCGACGUGAUAUGUGAACACGCAGCCUUCCAAUAUGGAGUCAAAUUUAGGGACACUAAACACUGACAUACCAGACCAUAUCAUACCAUAAAAUAAAAAAAAUAACUAUACAUGAACAAGCCAAAAGGUAAAGUGUGAAUAGGGGAGACUAUAAUUUAUGGACGACUUUUAAACAACGAUAGAGUAGUGACCUUAGGUGUAUCCACCUGGUAACUAAGAUCAAAUGAAGAUGUGAGGAAUUAGACUUAUGAUUUACAGUUGAUGGUCAGAGUUAGGAACUAGAUUUAGAGUUUUCAUCACGAACUGAUAUAAGCUAUAAUGCCAAAACUCUGUUUUGGAUGAGUGAAUUUCGUGCCAAAAUCUGGGACCUAUUAUCCCAAAGCCUGAUUGAUUUGUCCAUAAAUUAUAGUUUCGCCAAAAGUUGUUUUAGUGCAGUUACAUUCUCUGAAUUGAAACUUUUUCAUUUUCUUUCUAGGUAAUAUAAAUUCAUAUCAGAAAGGUUUUGUGGAUAUUGUAGUAAUUUCAAUGGUUGAGAUCAUGAGUCAAUUGAAGCUAGACAACCAUGAAAAACCUGGGACCACUGAACGGCCAUUUCGUCCUAUUGUGAGACUCCUCAGCAGUGCGCAUAAACUCUGUAGAAAUUUUUAGAUAGAUUGGACCCAUCACCGACGAAACUAUACAUAAUCUAGAAAAAAAGAUACUUAUUUACAUUUAAUUGAAUGAUUUUCUAUGAAAAGCAAGUUCUUUUCAGUAAUAAUAAUAUUCAGAAAUAACAUAGUGUUACAUCCUUGACCUGCCUACCCACUUUUAUGCAGAGAAGAUAACUUGUCUAAAUCUAGACUAAGAUCUUGACGUGAUAGACUGACUGGCUUGACUUUGUGAGGUUAGUAUGUGUGAGAUCUAAGUGACAUCAACUAUUUGAAAUAGAGAGACAAAAACUAUCCUAUCAUCUGAUUGGCUGACAAGCACACAAGAGAAAGAGAAGACAAGUCAACUAGAACACUACUCACUUUAUUUCCAGUUCAGAUUAGUGUAAAAAGAUACAUCAAGACUUCUUUGUUCCUCUGUUCAUAUCACAUACACAUCUUAAAGUGACUUAUAACAUUGUUAAAACUUGGUACCUAGUUGAUUUCAAGGUUCACUUAAAAUAUUUUAUUAUCAUU
Schistosoma haematobium is the source of this 13647-nucleotide messenger RNA. RefSeq names its product Beta-catenin-like protein 1. The record is from RefSeq and is a predicted model, not a curated record. The transcript is spliced from 11 exons. NCBI's taxonomy places the organism in Eukaryota, Metazoa, Platyhelminthes, Trematoda, Strigeidida, Schistosomatidae. Gene Ontology annotation, cellular component: spliceosomal complex. The coding region runs from base 34 to 1899 and encodes 621 amino acids.